Cajanus cajan (pigeon pea) is the source of this 987-nucleotide messenger RNA. RefSeq names its product CASP-like protein 1E1. Lineage: Eukaryota; Viridiplantae; Streptophyta; Magnoliopsida; Fabales; Fabaceae. The record is from RefSeq and is a predicted model, not a curated record.
UCCAACCUCCCCACCUUUCCCAUUCAAACAUCUUCUCCUUGUUAUAAUAUCUCAUCAACCUCUCUUUCCGCACGUCAUAAUAAUAUUCCGCAUCGAUCCAACAGAUCCAGUUCAAGAGAGCAUGUCGAAGCCGAACGUGGAAGGAGUGCACAGCGAUGUCAAGGUGGUGGAGAGGCCAACAAGAGUAAAGCCUUACGAUGUGUUGCUCAGAUUUCUUGCCUUCACUCUCACUCUCGUUGCAACCAUCAUUGUCGCUGUUGACAAUCAGACUAAAGUCAUCUCCUAUGCUGAAAUGCAAUUCAAAGCCACUGCUAAGUGGGAAUACAUGUCUGCUAUGGUGUUUUUCGUGGUUUCAAACGCAAUAGCGUGCUCAUACGCGGUUAUUUCUUUGGUGAUGAUGGCGAUGGCGAGAAGCAAUGGAAAAGAAGAUGUAGCAGUGUUGGUGCUAACAGCGCUAGACCUUGUGAUGAUGGCUUUGUUGUUCUCAGCCAAUGGUGCAGCUUCUGCAGUGGGAAUGAUAGCACAGAAGGGUAACUCGCACGUGCAAUGGACGAAAGUGUGCGACGUGUUUGAUGCCUACUGUCGCCACAUUACUGCUGCAUUGGUCCUAUCCAUUAUUGGCUCCACCACCUUUCUCUUGCUUGUGCUGCAUUCUGUUCUCAAACUCCAUUACAGGUCAACUUAGAUCAUAAUAUAUAUUUGUAAUGUUAAUUAACUUUAAGGGCGUUCUUGUGUGAAUGCUGUUUUUGGCUUAGACCUAUUGCAGUGUGUUGCUGGUUGAUGAAGAACGCUACAUAUAUAUAUAAUUAAUUUGUUAUGUUAAGUGAUUAAAUUAUUAAAUGUUGCUCGUUUACUUUACCAGAUGGUAGGUCUAGUCAUUUAAGAGUGAUAACAGUAAAUAAAGCUAUAGGUGUUGUUUGUGAAGUCAUUUCACUUUCGAAGUAGGUAAAUGUAGUAACGCAAGAUCAAUAUAUAUCACCUUCUCCA